Schistocerca cancellata (South American locust) is the source of this 816-nucleotide messenger RNA. Its product is annotated as salivary glue protein Sgs-3-like. NCBI's taxonomy places the organism in Eukaryota, Metazoa, Arthropoda, Insecta, Orthoptera, Acrididae. The record is from RefSeq and is a predicted model, not a curated record. The coding region runs from base 1 to 816 and encodes 271 amino acids. The transcript has 4 exons.
AUGGGUAGUGGUAACUUCCUGAAGAAGAGCAAUAUCGACCGCAGUGCUGAACAGAAAGUGUGCAAGAACCCGGAUUUUAUGGACCCGCGUUAUCUGAUCCACGGCGAGCUGUGGAUGGUGGAGCGGCUGGUGUGCAACUACGGGCCGAGCGGCAACUUCCUGGGGCUGCCGCUGUACGAGGAGGGUGACCCGUGCUCCAGGUGUCCCAACGGCACCCGCUGCAGCGACGCCUACCCGGGACUCUGCCAGAAGAAAGCUUUGGAUGCGACCCGCCUCGUGGUGACACAGUGUAGCAGCAGCUUCCCCUGCCUGGCUGAUAGUCCGGCGCAGCUGACGCAGCCCGUCACUCGCAGCGUUACAAUAACGGCCGCGGCGCCCUGCCACCACACGGGCUGGGGAGCAGCAGUCGACGAGAAGUACAACGCCACGACGACGCCGCUGCCGCCACUCUGGAGCUUCACGACGCGGCCGCCAGGCGGCAGCACCAGCAAGAGCCCGGCGGCGGACGGCGGCGGCUCCACGCAGCGAGCGACUGUGGCGCCAUCCACGACCACACAGCAGGCGCGACCCACGACCACCGAGAAGGCGCGCUCCAGCACGGAGGGGACGCGGCCCACGACCAUGCUGCGGGUGACAACGGCGCCGCCGGCAACCGAGACCACGGUGGCGACGACCGCGUCUUCCGCCGCCUCCACAGAGUCCGAGGCCGUGACGGACGAGGGGACGACCACGGAAGCAGUGGCGACGACAACAGAGCCGGUGACGACGGAGGUCGUCGCCACAGAGGCUGCGGCCGAGAACAGCAUAGCGGAGUAG